AACAUAUGAUAUUUUUGUACGCAAAGCCCAUAAUCCCCUUCUUCCUCUUCUUCCUCCUCUUCUCCACUCUAAAUUGAAAGAAUUCACCGAAACAGGACGCCAAAAACUGCUCAGUCAAAGUCAUAAACUCCAAAAACCGCUAAGUUAUUCACACAUGGCUUGGAGAGAGCUUCUCAAAAAGAGUAUUCAUGCUAAUCGAUAUAGAGCUUUGGCGAGGUCAGUUUCUACUUCAGCUAUAUUCAUAUCAGAUUUCUCAUUCAGCUCAUCUUUACAAAGGUCUUGCUAUGGUGAAGUAUUGAAGAAAGAACCCCUGAUGCGGUGCUUUCAUGCAACCCCAGAACAGUUGGCUAGGAGAAGAACUGAAGAUUCAUUUGAUUUAAAGACAUUCAAGAGAGAGAACAAAGGAAAGUUCAAGAAAAGGGAAAAGGGGAAUCCACCUGUUGAAGCUGCAUAUGUGCCUCCUAAACUGAAAAAACCUGCAAAAAUUUUGCAAGAUAAAUCAAUUGAUAUAUUUGAAGGCAUGACAGUUAUUGAGCUUGCGAAGCAGACUGGUGAGUCAAUUGCCACCCUGCAGGAUAUUCUUAUAAAUGUGGGGGAAAAGGUUGCCUCGGAGUUCGAACCUCUAAGCAUAGAUGUUGCAGAGCUGGUUGCUAUGGAAGUUGGCUUAAGUGUGAGAAGGAUACACUCUAAUGAAGGCACAGAUAUUCAACCACGGCCUCCAGUUGUAACAGUCAUGGGUCAUGUUGACCAUGGUAAAACUUCCCUUUUAGAUGCUCUACGUCAAACAUCAGUGGCAGCCAAGGAAGCUGGAGGCAUAACUCAGCAUCUGGGUGCUUUUGUUGUUGGCAUGCCUUCUGGAGCAUCUAUCACAUUCCUUGACACCCCUGGUCAUGCUGCGUUUAGUGCGAUGCGAGCAAGAGGUGCAGCAGUCACAGAUAUAGUUGUGCUAGUUGUAGCUGCCGAUGAUGGAGUGAUGCCACAAACUCUUGAGGCCAUGGCCCAUGCAAAAGCAGCUAAUGUACCAAUUGUGGUUGCAAUCAAUAAAUGUGAUAAACCAGCUGCUGACCCAGAGAGGGUGAAGACUCAGCUGGGUGCAGAGGGGUUGGAGCUGGAGGAAUUAGGUGGGAAGGUUCAGGUGGUUGAAAUUUCAGCCAUAAAGAAAACUGGAUUGGAUGAUCUGGAGGUGGCUUUGCUUCUUCAGGCUGAAAUGAUGAAUCUAAAAGCUCGAAUUGAUGGGCCUGCUCAAGCUUAUGUAGUAGAAGCGAGACUUGACAAGGGACGGGGUCCAUUGACUACUGCAAUAGUAAAGGCGGGGACUUUGGUUUGUGGGCAGCAUGUGGUUGUAGGUUGUGAAUGGGGCAGAAUAAGAGCAAUUAGGGAUAUGGUAGGGAAAAUGGCAGAACAAGCGAGACCAGCAAUGCCAGUCGAGAUCGAAGGUCUAAAGGGGCUUCCAAUGGCUGGUGAUGAUAUAAUUGUUGUGGAUUCUGAGGAGAGAGCUAGAAUGCUCAGUUCGGGGAGGAAAAGGAAAUUUACGAAAGAUAGGCUUAAGAAGAUUAACGAGGAGAAGAUUGAAGUUUUGGAACCUUUGGAAGAGGCACCAAAGAGGGCUGAAUUACCAGUAAUUGUGAAAGCGGAUGUACAGGGAACUGUUCAAGCUGUCACCGAUGCUUUGAAAACUUUAAAUAGUCCUCAGGUUUUCGUGAAUGUGGUCCAUGUUGGUGUUGGGCCUAUUUCUCAGUCUGAUGUUGACUUAGCACUAGCCUGUGGUGCAUGCAUAGUUGGAUUCAAUGUAAAGAGUCCGCCUGCUUCUGUCAGUAUGGAAGCAACUCGAGCUGGUAUAAAGAUAAUGAUGCACCGAGUGAUUUAUCACCUUUUGGAGGACAUUGGCAAUUUGAUAGUAGACAAGGCCCCUGGGACUUUUGAGACCCAGGUUGCUGGGGAGGCUGAGGUAUUGAAUAUCUUUGAGCUUAAAGGAAGGAGCAAGGGAAAGGGUGAUGAUGUGAAAAUCGCCGGUUGCCGGGUUAUUGAUGGCUAUGUCAACAAAUUGUCAACAACGAGGCUUCUGAGAAGUGGGGAAGUUGUGUUUGAAGGAUGUUGUAUAUCCCUCAAGCGCGAGAAGCAGGAUGUGGAGACAGUGGGGAAGGGUAACGAGUGUGGACUUGUAAUCCGUGAUUGGAAUGAUUUCCAGGUUGGAGACAUCAUUCAGUGCAUGGAACAAGUUCUUAGAAAACCCAAAUUCAUUUCAUCAGAGAGUGGCGCUGUUCGAAUCGAGUGCUGAAAAUAUUUUUGUUAGUGAUAUCAUAUAGAAAACAUUUAUUUGUUGUUUAACUAUUAUUUGUCCUAUUUUAUUAGGUAUAAGAAAAUUUCAUGUCACUAAUUGGUCAACACCUAGACUUGGUACAGUCUGCAGGUCUCAUCCCACAAAUUUUGUCUUUCGAACGGACAUUCCUGCUAGUCUUAUCCUAUAUACUCAACAGGAGCCAAAUUCAUAUGCACAGAGCGAUUUUGGGAGGUAAUACUGACUAUUUAUUUUGACACUCAAUUUCACUUUUGUUGUACUAUUGAUCAACUUCUUAAAUGUUGUGAAAUCAAAGUAGUGAUAAAGUAGUAGGAAGACAAGGAAAUAAGUUGUUAUUUCAAAAAUUUUGCUGAGACAGGAUAUGCCUUAUUUGUAAGAUGGGGUACCUUUUGACAUGGUUUUGAAUGAAGGCAGAUAUUUAAAUGCUUGAUCGACUUA
Molecule: messenger RNA, 2737 nt
Organism: Mangifera indica (mango)
Lineage: Eukaryota; Viridiplantae; Streptophyta; Magnoliopsida; Sapindales; Anacardiaceae
Product: translation initiation factor IF-2-like
Exons: 7
Coding region: 155-2278 (707 amino acids)
Biological process (GO): translational initiation
Molecular function (GO): translation initiation factor activity; GTPase activity; GTP binding
Source: RefSeq, a predicted model, not a curated record